CUCCACACAGGUGCGAACGAUACAGCAUGCACUACAACCGGGCUUCUCGCGCCUCAAUGACCUGACGAUUCCCAGUUAUUGGUUUUCGGCGUCUUGAAUUGCAAUCCAGAAAGCAGUCCCACUACCGAGCUAAACAGGCUCAACCCACCAAAAAACCAUGGGCUUCACAACCGGCUUUACCGGCGGCGUGACAGUCACCCUCUCCCUAGCCUACCUCGCCGUCCUAACCCACCAGCGCAACCGCCAAUCCCAAUCCGACACCCUACGCGCCCAAUCCGCCGUCCUGACCAGCCUCACGCGCACCGCUGCACCACCGCCGACGGAACAGCAACAACCAACCACUCCCAGCUGGCGCCGCCACGACCUCGCCGAGACGGCAAAGGACCGCUGGAACGCCGAGCUGCAGGGCGCUGUGCGGUGGGCGCAGAACAAGGACUGGGCCGGGGCGCGCGAGGCCGCCGAGACGGCGGUGGCGCGCCUGCUAUGGGGGGGUGGUGGUGCGGACGCCGGAUCCGCGCAGCGGGAGGGGGAGGCGGGCGUCGUGGCUGGGGCGAUGCGCGGUGCCGGGGCGGCGCUUGGGGAGGCAGGGGCGAGGACGGCGGAUGCUGUGCAUGUCAAGGCUGAGGAGACGAGGGACGCUGUGCGUGUCAGGGCUGGGGAGGCGAGGGAGGCGGUGCAUGUGAAGGCUGGGGAGGCGAGGGCCGUGGUGGCGAGGGGGGUUGAGAAGGGGAGGGAGGCGGUUGGAAGGGCUAGGGCGACGGUUGGGUUGGCGGAGGAGAGGUUUGAGAGUAGGGUUGAUGCGAAGUUGCUACGUGUGUCGGACGUCGAGAAGGCACUGAGCGAGCGGUAUGAGAAGGGGGAUGAGGUGAUGAGCAAGAGUGUCGAGGAGAUUCUGAGCGACAGGUAUAAGCCGAUCGAUCAGAGGGACAACACGAAACUUAGAGGGCUAUAGGCCGCUUGGCUGAUAUGGUGAUGUGCGUUCCCGGGGAACCUGGACUGUUCCUUUGGACAGUUUCGCUGCUCAUUUGUUCAUAGAGUCUACAGCUGGAUGUAGUAUAGAGUAUGGCCUGAAGCUAGGCAAUAGACGGUGCCAAGUUUACUGACCCC
This is a messenger RNA of Phialemonium atrogriseum, 1107 nucleotides long. RefSeq lists its product as uncharacterized. Lineage: Eukaryota; Fungi; Ascomycota; Sordariomycetes; Cephalothecales; Cephalothecaceae. The record is from RefSeq and is a predicted model, not a curated record. Bases 158 to 952 code for a protein of 264 amino acids. Gene Ontology annotation, biological process: cristae formation. The transcript has 2 exons. Gene Ontology annotation, cellular component: MICOS complex; mitochondrial crista junction.